This is a messenger RNA of Stylophora pistillata, 1095 nucleotides long. RefSeq names its product biotin carboxylase-like. The record is from RefSeq and is a predicted model, not a curated record. NCBI's taxonomy places the organism in Eukaryota, Metazoa, Cnidaria, Anthozoa, Scleractinia, Pocilloporidae.
AUGGUUCGUGAGCAUGGUUUGAAAUUUAUUGGCCCCUCCCCUGAACAUAUUCAGCUGAUGGGUGACAAAAUCACAGCAAAAGAUGCUGUUCAAAAACUUGGUAUCCCUGUAGUGCCUGGUUCUGAUGGCCCUGUUACAGACAUUGAAAGCGCUGUGCAGAUUGCCGAAGAAAUGGGCUACCCUGUGAUCGUAAAAGCAGCCUCUGGCGGUGGUGGGAAAGGCAUGCAAGUCUGUCACAAUACAGAAGAACUGCGUGAAAAAAUUCCUCUUGCACAAACAGAGGCCAAAAUUAACUUUGGCAACGAUCAAGUUUUCGUUGAAAAGUACCUCAUGAAACCACGCCAUAUUGAAAUCCAGGUCUUAGGGGAUUCUUUUGGCAAUGCUGUUCAUUUAGGCGAACGCGACUGUUCUCUACAACGCCGUCAUCAAAAAGUCUGGGAAGAAGCGACCUCUCCUGCUGUUACAGAAGAAAAACGUCACAAGCUCGGCGAAAUCGUCCGUAAAGCGGUUGCUGAAAUGGGCUAUGAGGGCGCCGGGACAUUUGAGUUCCUUUAUGAAAAUGACGAAUUCUAUUUCAUCGAAAUGAACACACGCAUUCAAGUGGAGCAUACGAUUACAGAGAUGGUCACCGAUGUUGACCUUGUUCGAGAGCAAAUUCGUGUUGCUCAAGGCGAAAAGUUGAGCUUUUCUCAAAAAGAUGUUCAAUUCCGUGGCCAUGCCAUCGAAUGCCGCAUUAAUGCGGAACACCCUGAAACAUUUGCCCCCUCUCCAGGAAAGAUUACAGGCUACCACGCUCCUGGUGGAAUCGGCGUUCGCGUUGAUAGCCACCUUUAUGCAGGGUAUUCUAUCCCCCCACAUUACGACAGUAUGAUCUCUAAACUGAUCGUCUUUGCAGACACCCGAGAAAAAUGCAUUCUUCGCCUACGUCGCGCCCUGGAUGAAUAUAUUAUUGAAGGCCCCCAAACGAUUAUUCCUCUACACCAGAAACUGGCACAAAAUCCCGAUGUUAUCGCAGGGAAUUAUGACAUCCACUGGCUAGAAAACUGGCUAAAAGAAGAAGAGGAAAAGAAAGCGAGCGCCGGACAAGCCGCUUAA